CUCCCAGUGCAUGUACAGUAUGAUAGUGUUGAACAGCUGGAGAACAAAUGUGAUAGUAUAGAAGAGCAGACAUUUCUCUGCACAUACAGUGAACUUCUUAACGUGUGUAAUAACUAGUGAACGACUACCUGAGAUCACAGUAAGUGAAUUAGUGUUGAAUAUACGAAGAAAAUGAAGUGAGACCCAUGCAUACCUCGGGAAUUCUCGUUUUCUAUUGCAAGAAUUCAUUGGUGUCUGCGCAAGAAGAAAGAAAAAAUAAACGGCAAUUCAAGAAGAAAACAAUCUUUGCUAGAAGAAUAUAAGUAUUUCAACCUAGAAAUUGUUGCUUGGGAUUUUUUUGCGUGUGGGAGUGGCGGACCUUGACGAGAGCCUGGGCAGUUGAGGAUCGUGCGACUCGCCUGCCUUAGAUAUGUUGUCAAUACGCCCGGCAGUUUCCUCGCCCGAACACCCCGCCGUGGUCGCCGGCCAAAUACCGAAGCGGGAACUGCUGAACACGCUACUGUCCCACUUGGCCGGCGGGAACAAAGGGCGAGUGGCCCUGGCAAAGGUGUUCCAGUGGAUCUACAAAGGAGGCCCCUGCAUCAAGACGGCCAUCACCUGCGCCGUGGCAAGCGAGUGGGACGAGAUAUUUCUCAGCGAUGAACAAAAGGAGAAGAUAGAAUCCGGCGCAGAUCCCGAAACGUUCGACAGGCAGCUCCUCUACUUCCUGCUGGAGAAUACGUGCGGGCUGGCUGAUGCCGACGAGUGCAUGUGGACCACCCCGGGCGGCACGCUUGAGUACCUGAUCCACCAGGUGGCGUUCGGACCCUCGAUCGAGAUGGGCCCGAUGGAGAGGCUGGCGGACUUCGAGGAGUGCAUCGCCCGGAUGCUGUGGAAGGCUGGCCACCUUUCCGGGAAGGACCCGCACCUCGUGGAAGCGCUGCUCACGGAGAUCAAGCAGUACUUCGAUCAAGUGAGGGGCAUCAUCGAGUCGGAGCCGGAGUCAGUGCCUCAGUCCAUUGUCACUCAAAUUGUCGACAUUUUGUCAAACAAAGACACUCCAUCAACAGACGGUGAUGAAGGCAUUUUGGUUGACUAUUUACUAUGCCUUGUAGAAGAGUCGAAGCAAGACAAAAAGGUGAUUGACAUAGUCGUUCAGAUUAUGAAGAAAUGCGAUCAGUGGACCAUUACCGGCGACAUGAUAAACGGCCUUGGCCUGCUGCUGGACCAGGUGGUUCCCGAGAGGAUGAAUUUGUGGUUCGACUCGAACCCAACGCCCAGCCGGGUACAGCCAGCUCUGGAGGACCUGGCGAAGCGGAGCGUGGAGGUCGACCUGUACACCUCCUCGCGGUCAGGUGAAGGCGCCUCGUACCUGAAGGCUCUGACGGGGCCCGGAAGCCUGUGCAAAGUGACGAGCUGCCAAGGCUUCGUGUCGGCUUCCACGGCCGAGCUCCUGCCGACGUCCGUGACGUCGCUCACGAUCUCAACGGACUUCCAGAGCCUGCCGGCGCUGGCGGCGGCACUCGCCAGGCUGGAGGACCUCGACUGGUUCUCUCUGGGUCUGACCGACGACGCCCGCCCCGACCCCGAGACGCUGCCGCCCCUGCCCGGCCCCUUCAUGUACAUCGACUCCCCUCGCAACCUCAGCUCUGAUGACGUGCCCUGGUGGUGCCACGCCGCCCGGCAGAUGUGCCCGCCCUCCAGUCAAAGGCGGUACUCGUACAUGGGCGUUAGUCUCGUCAAAGGAGGGGACUCCGAGCAGCUGAUCCGGCAACUGCACGAGCGGGGCGUGUGGGCCGAGGAUCUCCUGGUGACCUUCAGCACCUCCGACGUGGCGAUUGACUGCGAGCGGCUGCAGAACUUGGCGCUGGAGCUGGCGGUGUCCGAUAACCCGAAGUUUAUCAUAGAUUUCUGAUGUGCUUCAUGGGACGCAUUCUCUGCUCAUUCUCCGUGCUGCUAUAUUCGCAUGAACAGAAAAUUUGCUACUUUCGGCCUAUUCGAAAUUGAUUAAAUCCGUUAUAAACUCUUAAUCUAAUUUGCUCACAUUUGUGUUCUUCACAUUAUAUCUGCUGACAAUCAGAAAAUUGCUUUUCUUUUACAUAUCUCACGUUUAGGCAGUUCAUCGUUAUGAUAAUACGCAUAAAAACCUGACUAACAGAAGAGCAAUAUAUAAAUCUCUCUCUCUCUCUCACUCUCUCUCUCUCUCUCUCUCUCUCUCUCUCUCUCUCUCUCUCUCUCUCUCUCUCUCUCU
Messenger RNA from Penaeus indicus, 2230 nucleotides. RefSeq lists its product as uncharacterized. The record is from RefSeq and is a predicted model, not a curated record. Lineage: Eukaryota; Metazoa; Arthropoda; Malacostraca; Decapoda; Penaeidae. The transcript has 4 exons. Bases 410 to 1894 code for a protein of 494 amino acids.